Molecule: messenger RNA, 1279 nt
Organism: Oppia nitens
Lineage: Eukaryota; Metazoa; Arthropoda; Arachnida; Sarcoptiformes; Oppiidae
Gene: mRF1
Product: peptide chain release factor 1-like, mitochondrial
Exons: 2
Coding region: 48-1175 (375 amino acids)
Biological process (GO): translational termination
Molecular function (GO): translation release factor activity
Source: RefSeq, a predicted model, not a curated record
UUUACAAAAUAAGUUAAUAAAUGUUUACAAAAAAAAAUUAGUUUCAAAUGUUUGCCGCAAACAUCAAAACUGUCGGCAAAUUGUGGCCAUUAUUACGAUAUGGCUGCCGUCCAUUGCAACGGCGCACUAGACAUCAAUUAUCGUCGGCCAAAAUCAAACAAUAUUUUACCGAAAAUCAAUUGAAACUAUCGCCUGAUUUGUUCGUCAGCUACGAGAUGGCCGAAAAAGAGUUGGACGCCUUGCGGCUGAUUGAGACAACCGACGAUAGCCCUGAACUGCGCCAAUUGGCUGCCGACGAUUGCCACCAAUUGAUUGACCGGUUGACUAUAUGUUUGAAACAGAUUAUCGCCGAAGCCAUUCAAGCCGACUCAACCGAUUACCAGAUUGCCGAAUGUUGUCUGGAUGUAAAUGCCGGCGUCGGCGGACAGGAGGCCAUGUUGUUUACGAAAGAACUGUUCGAUGUCUACUGUCGACUGUGCGAUAACCAGAAGUGGACGUAUUCGGUAGUGGACAACGAUUGCGAUACCGAUUAUGGCGGUUCGCGACAUUCGUCGCUAAUUAUUGCGGGAAACGGUUGCUAUCGGCUGCUGAGACACGAGGCGGGCGUACAUCGGGUUCAGAGAUUUCCGAAGACCGACCGACACCGGGUGCACACAUCGACAACAACGGUAGCCGUCAUACCUGUCCGACACAAUGUAGUUGACAUUCAGGACAACGAUCUGGUCUAUCAGAUGACAACAUCGUCGGGCGCCGGCGGCCAACACGUCAACCGUACGCACACAUGUGUUCGGGUGACACACAAGCCUACAGGUAUUGUGGCCACUUGUCAGGAAACCCGAUCGCAGCUACAAAACAAAGAGAUUGCCGCACGUAAGCUCAGGGCUAUCAUAAAUCAGAUGGAAUAUGAUAAACGUCGACGGGAUGAACGCAGUACAAAGCGGGCACAGGUAGGUCAGGCCGACCGUAGCGACAAAAUCAGGACAUAUAACUAUCCGCAGAAUAGGAUAACCGAUCAUCGAUUGAAUGAUAGUCUAUACGAUAUCGAGGGCUUUAUGUCUGGCGGCGGCAACAAUAGCAAUAAGUUGCGCUAUUUUAUGGACAAAUUAGAGUCCCAGAGCUAUCUACAGGCUUUCGAUAGGCUCAGGGAUGAGUUGAACCGAUUGAUAAUUACAUAAUGAUUGUUAUGUGAAGUUUUUUUUAAUAAUAAUCUAUAGUUUACCAGUAAUUAAUCAUUUACUAAUUAAUUUUGUUAUCUAAAUAAUAAUAUAAAUUUAUAUCU